GUCAGGCGCUCUGCGGGCAGCUAAACCGUCUGUGAGUGUGACGUGUAGGACCUCCUCCUCCGACACACAGCAGCAGUAAUGGCGGACUUCGACAGCUACGAAGAGCGGGACCGGGCCUACGGCAGCUUCGGCGGCAGAGGGCCCCGUGGCGGUGGCGGCCCCGGAGGCCCCAGGAAGCAGAAGGAGCUGCCGUCGGAGCCUCCUUUCACGGCGUACGUUGGAAACCUGCCGUUCAACACGGUGCAGGGCGACAUCGACGUCAUCUUCAAAGAUCUCAACAUCCGCAGCGUCCGAUUGGUCAGAGACAAAGAGACAGACAAGUUCAAAGGUUUUUGUUAUGUUGAGUUUGAAGAUCAGGAAUCUCUAAAAGAAGCUUUGACGUACGACGGCGCUCUGCUCUGUGAGCGGACGCUGAGGGUCGACAUCGCAGAGGGGCGGAGACAAGAGCGAGGGGGAAGCGCCUUCGGCUUCAAGAAAGAUGACGGCAGAGGU
Acanthochromis polyacanthus (spiny chromis) is the source of this 492-nucleotide messenger RNA. Its product is annotated as eukaryotic translation initiation factor 4H-like. The record is from RefSeq and is a predicted model, not a curated record. Lineage: Eukaryota; Metazoa; Chordata; Actinopteri; Pomacentridae. Gene Ontology annotation, molecular function: RNA binding. The transcript has 4 exons. The annotation marks the transcript as partial.